Linepithema humile (Argentine ant) is the source of this 3624-nucleotide messenger RNA. Lineage: Eukaryota; Metazoa; Arthropoda; Insecta; Hymenoptera; Formicidae. The record is from RefSeq and is a predicted model, not a curated record.
AUGACGGACAGACAAGGAAAGAUUGAGACGUUGACUGCGGCUGAAAUAAGAAAUAUACUAAAGACAAAAGGCCUGAGUAUAGGUGGAACGAAAGCAGAAUUUGUGGCACGACUAAAAGUGGCUGACCCCGAGGGAGAGUGGACGAGCGCGAUAAAUGUCGAUGAGUCGAAUCAAUCGCAAAACGACGUGGAGGACACCGGUGCAGCAUCUCAAAGUCAUCAACGAGAAAGACAGCUAAUGGCAGAGUUACGACGCGCUCAACAAGAGAUCGAAACUUUACGGCGUAUGCGUUCCUCCGAAUGCGACGGAGCCACAACGAGUCAAGUCGAACAAAGGGCAGACGAGCGUGCAGCAUCUCCAACGAUUACGACGAAGGUAAAUAUGACGACGAUCGCGGAUCUUUUGAGCUAUUUCGACGGAGACUCUGAGCGAUAUGAGACGUGGGAAAAUCAAGUCGUAUUCCUGAAAACGGCGUACCGAAUGGAGAGCAACAUGGUGAAGCUUCUCAUCGGUAUGAGGCUUAGAGGUAAGGCGCUUGAGUGGUUCCAUUCUAGCCCAGCGUAUAUACAAAUGACGGCGGACGAGUUGUUGGCGGAGUUGAGGGAUAUGUUUUACCUUCCCCCAAACCGAAUCAUGCUGCGACGGCGCUUUGAGGGACGCACCUGGCAGAAGAAUGAGACGUUUCGCGAUUACGUUCACCAAAAGAUUAUUUUGGCGAAUCGUAUCUCGAUUAAUGAAGAAGACGUUGUAGGUUAUGUCAUCGAAGGGAUCCCAGACGCACACUUACGAGACCUUGCGCGUGCGCACCGAUUUCCAUCCAAAGAGUCGUUGCUAUUGGCGUUCGAGCAAAUCACGUUGAAAGAUGGCAGUCACGUGACAACGGGCCAAAAGACGAAAUUCAACGACGAUCGGCGGAAAAACGACAAGCGCGAGCACACGAGCAAUGUGACGGGUGAGAAAAAAGAAAUGAAUGACGAUAAAAAAAGAGGUAUGAUAAAACGUUGUUUCAAUUGCGGUAGUCGGAAGCAUAUGAGUGUCGCAUGUCCUGAGAGAGAAAAAGGUUCAAAGUGUUUCGAAUGUAAUGAGUACGGUCAUGUAGCGUCUAAGUGUCCGAAAAAAAAUAAGGCGGAAGCGAAUUGUUUAAUGACGAAAACAAAAACGCGUAAACAAUUGAAGAACGUAAAAAUUAAUGAUGUACUUAUUCCAGCUGUUCUCGAUACGGGGAGUGAUCUAACGAUAAUGCGGGCCAAUCAGUACAUUAAGCUAGGCACACCGAGGUUGAUUUGUAAACAAACACCAUUUCGAGGUAUAGGCGAAGGCACAAAUAUGACUCUAAGGGAAUUUAACGCAAAAAUUACAGUCGAUGACCACACGUACGAUAUUUUGAUUCAAGUUGUCUCAGACGAUCUGUCGAGAAACGCGUUACUAAUCGGGCGAAAUUUCCUUGACGAAGUUGACUUACGCGUAAAACGAGGAAAGGCGACAAUUAUUCCGUGUAGCGAAAUAUUUGACAACGAUGUACCCGAAGUAUGUAAAAUUGAUGCGUUUGAUGAGUGCGAGAUAGAUCCAGUAGAUUUAUCUUCGAUAAACAACGAAAAAACGCGUAAAGUAGUACGAGGAAUGAUUAACGAAUACCGACCGAUAAAAACGCGUGAAGUAGAGGUCAAAAUGACGAUUUUGUUAAAAGACGAAGAGCCGGUUUAUCAGAGAGCCAGACGACUAAGCAGCGUUGAAAAAGACGAUGUAAACGCACAAAUAAACGAGUGGAUUCAGAGCGGUAUUGCAAAGUCAUCAGUAUUGGACUACGCGUCCCAUAGUGCUGGUAAAGAAGAAAGACGGGUCGAACCGAAUUUGCGUCGACUAUCGUGCGUAGUUCUUACAUACAUAGAUGAUGUUAUUAUUCCGGCGGCAGAUUGUGAGAGCGCAUUAAUGAAUUUACGACGAGUGUUGAGCGUAGCGAGUCAAACGGGGUUAGAAAUUAAUUGGAAAAAAUGUAAUUUCAUGCAACGAAAAGUCGAGUUUUUGGGGCAUGUUAUCGAAGAUGGACGCGUGCAGCCCUCACAGCGGAAGACAAAGGCUGUGCAAAAAUUUCCGAAACCUGAAAAUAUGCGUAAAGUCCAGAGUUUCCUCGGUUUAACUGGGUACUUUAGAAAGUUUAUACCCGGAUAUUCUCUCAUUGCGCGACCGUUGACGAAUUUGCUUAGGGCAAAUACGAAGUUCCGAUUCGAAAAGGAUCAGGUGAACGCUUUCGAGCGCUUGAAGGUCACGUUGAGCAAUAAACCUGUGUUAAGUUUGUAUCGUCUGAAAGCAGAGACAAAGCUGCACACCGAUGCGUCUAUGCACGGGUACGGCGCGAUAUUACUACAGCGCGAUAACAACGACAACUGUUUACACCCUGUAUUCUACGCGAGCGGAAAAACAACAGAUUUAGAAGAGCGAUACACGAGUUAUGAGUUAGAGGUGUUAGCUGUGGUCAAGGCGUUAGUCAAGUUCCGAGUUUAUCUGUUGGGUAUUGAAUUUAAGAUUGUGACGGACUGCAGAGCUUUUGCGCUUACGAUGAAUAAAAAAGACUUAUGUGUACGCGUGGCAAGGUGGGCGCUUCAGUUGGAGGAAUUCAACUACACGAUUGAGCAUCGUCCUGGCAGGAACAUGGCACACGUGGAUGCGUUGAGUCGCAAUCCUCUGCCGACGUGUUUGUUAGUGGACGAGGACGAAAGCGCUGUUACGGCAAAGUUGAGGAGAGCACAAGAAACAGACCCCGAAAUUAUGAGAGUAAUGUGGCUGGCCGAGCAAGGCAAAAUUGAGGGCUAUGCGAUUCGAGACGGUUUAUUAUUUAAAGACGAUGGAGUUGACGUCCGGUUGGUUGUUCCGAAAAGUAUGGCUUACCAGGUGAUACGACAAGCUCACGCAAGAGGUCAUUUUGCAGCAGGCAAGACGGAGGCGAUCGUGAAACGAGACUACUGGAUUGCGAAUCUUCGGGGAAAAACGGAGAAGGUCGUUUGCAACUGCAUUGAUUGUAUUUUGGCUGAGAAGAAGCAAGGACGACAAGAAGGAUUUUUAAACACAAUCGAUAAAGGCGAUGUACCAUUGGACACCUUUCACGUCGACCAUUUGGGUCCAUUGGCUUCAACAAAGAAGAAUUAUCGACACAUUUUUGUGGUGAUCGACAGUUUUACUAAAUUCACGUGGCUCUACACGACGAAAUCAACGAGCACCGCCGAGGUGAUCGAUAAGCUGCGUAAACAAUCGAUAAUAUUUGGCAACCCAAGACGCGUGGUCUCUGAUAGGGGAACUGCAUUCACAUCCAACGAUUUUAAGGAGUACUGUCAAAGAGAAAACAUUCAGCAUGUGUUAACGACGACUGGCAUCCCAAGAGCGAACGGACAGGUGGAGAGGGUAAAUCGCACCCUCAUUCCGUUGCUCACCAAGCUGUCCUCACCGAAAUCUGACGAAUGGUACAAACACCUGAGCAUUGCGCAACAAUACGUAAAUACGACGCCUAGUCGCAGCACAGGUACGACGCCUUUUCAGUUGUUAUUUGGAGUCCAAGCGAAGCUCCGAGACGAUCCUGAAAUACGGGGACUGCUCGAAGAAGAGUGGAUUACAGCGUUUCAAGAAAAGUGA